Messenger RNA from Oncorhynchus nerka (sockeye salmon), 3459 nucleotides. RefSeq names its product gap junction alpha-10 protein-like. The record is from RefSeq and is a predicted model, not a curated record. NCBI's taxonomy places the organism in Eukaryota, Metazoa, Chordata, Actinopteri, Salmoniformes, Salmonidae. Gene Ontology annotation, biological process: cell-cell signaling. The transcript has 2 exons. Gene Ontology annotation, molecular function: gap junction channel activity. Gene Ontology annotation, cellular component: connexin complex. The coding region runs from base 205 to 1764 and encodes 519 amino acids.
GUCACUCUGUGUGGCGGACUGACUGACUGAGGGAUAUAUGUGCUUUUGCAAAGGAAACCAACUUCUCCAUGGGGUAACCAUACCAAGCAUGUGAUUUUGGCGAGUGGGAAACAUGUUUUGCAUCGAGAGGCAAAGAUCGUACCCAUACCAUUGAUAUUGUGAGGACAUGUGGCAGUAGAGACCAGUGAGCCUUGAGGAGAGACUAUGGGGGACUGGAACCUGCUUGGCAGCAUCUUGGAGGAAGUACAUGUUCACUCCACCAUCGUAGGAAAGAUCUGGCUCACCAUCCUCUUUAUCUUCCGCAUGCUGGUGCUGGGAGUGGCGGCCGAGGACGUGUGGGACGAUGAGCAGAGCGAGUUCAUCUGCAACACGGAUCAGCCGGGCUGCAAGACCGUCUGUUACGACCAGGCCUUCCCCAUCUCCCUCAUCCGCUUCUGGGUCCUGCAGGUCAUCUUCGUGUCCUCGCCCUCCCUCGUCUACAUGGGCCACGCGCUCUACCGCCUGCGCGCCCUGGAGAAGGAGAGGCACCGGAGGAGGGUCCAGCUGAAGGCAGAGCUGGGGGAGACGGAGGCGCUGGUGGAGGAGCACAAGCGCAUUGAGAAGGAGUUGAAGAGGCUGGAGGAGCAGAGGAAGGUGAAGAAGGCUCCACUGAGAGGGUCCCUGCUGCGGACGUACGUCAUCCAUAUCCUAACACGCUCCGUGGUGGAGGUGGGCUUCAUCAUGGGCCAGUAUAUCCUGUAUGGCAUUGGAUUGGAACCUCUUUAUAAAUGCGAGAGAAUGCCUUGCCCCAACAGCGUGGACUGUUACGUGUCCAGACCCACGGAGAAAACAGUGUUCAUGGUGUUCAUGAUCGUCAUUGCCGGGGUGUCUCUCUUCCUGAACCUAAUGGAGAUUUCCCACCUGGGCAUCAAAAAAAUCAAACAGACUCUGAAGGGAGACAAGUACCCAGCAGACAACGACAGUUUGAUUUAUAAGCCGAAGAAGAAAGCGAUGAUACAGCAACUGUGUGUGAUGAGGAAACUGUCUUCUCACAACGGGCCGCUGACUCAGACCAUCUUUAAAGUCAUUCCUGAGGAGGAUCUGAACCCAAUGGACCCACCUCCCCACUACAUACCUAACCACGAGGUGCCCAGGCACAACAGCGUGGCUCCAGGCCAGUACCUGGCCAACUGCACUGGCCUCCAGCCCCAUCAGCACUACCAGCAGCAGCAGCAGCAGCUCCAGCAACGUCAGCCCAGCCAAGGAAUGAUCCAGACCCUGCACCUCCAGGGAGCCCCAGAGAACCACACCACCACCAUGGUUGACCAGCACCCUCCAGCUUACGGAGUUUUCUUGAAUGGAGACAGUGGGCCCAGGAACCUGCAGGGUCAGCCGAACCAUAAGGACCCCAAUUUACACCCUCAAGACCACUACCAGCCCAGCCACAUGGAAGUAGUACCUGUGCCUAUUGCAACACACAGACCCAGCAUCAUGACAACACACAGACCAAGCUUGGCUCCAAGGGACAUAGACCUGGAGGAAGAUAGGAGGAAAUCAAUGGGCAGCGACUUCCUCUUGCCUAACCCAGGAAGGAAGCAAAGCUUCAUGACACGUAUGCCCUCUGAGAGCAUGUCCACCAUCAGUGACUGCAGCAGCAACUCUCUACGGACAUCUGACUCUGAACUGGGCGACAUGGGGGACAUGCCCAUGAUGCCACCCCCUGGAAGGAGAAUGUCAAUGGCAAGUAGAGCCAAGAGACAGGCAGCCUCUGACCUAGUGGUUUAGAGAGCCAUAAACACUCUGUAAUGUGAGCUUAUUACAACAGAGCAUGAUAACAACAGAGCAUGAGAGCAUGACUCAAAGCAUAAGACAGGAAGGUAGUGGGACAGAGAGAGAGAGAUGUCUAGAUUUGACUGUUAAAGCUGCAAUAGAUUUGUAAUGUUGUAAAUGUAAUGUUGAAAUCUUCCAGGAAGUAAGUCAUGAUGACAAGUGUCAAUGUGUUAUCUAGCCUCUCUCAAUCCUAAAUGUUCUCUCUCUUUCAGAGUGUAUUCUUGGACAUCUCCUCUAUCAUGAAAAAGUGAAGAGGGAAGAGAGCAAAAAUAGGACCCAGGAGUUUCCUACGAGUGAAGCAACACACAGAAGAUAUCAAUAAUACUGCACUCAUCAUUGAUUGAGCCAAAAACAGCCACCAUCCCAUGCCAGGCCGUGCGUGGGCGUACGUAGUGCCAUGUGUGGGCAUAAGCCAUACGCAGUGCUGUUCCAAAAUGUGUUUUCAAUUCAAAGCACCUAAAAAUGCUCAGUAUCUCCAAAUGAGUUACUUUUUAUGUGGUUGAUCGUGGCAGAAAAGGAAAAGGAUUGUGCACAUCAACAGAAAUGUGUGAAGUGUGAGAACUUCAAAUGAUUGUGAUAAAAGAAUGUUGGUGAGCAUGCAAAAGCAUGAAAAAUGUAACGAUGUCCCUUGAAAAACUUUUAUAUGCUUAUAUAGAGCAUUCACUUUUAUAAAAGUACUAUUUUGCUUGAACUUUUUUUAACCCUAACAAAGACAACGCUGGGCCAAUUGUGCGCUGCCCUAUGGGGCUCCCAAUCACGGCAGGUUGUGAAACAGCCUGGAAUCGAACCAGGGUCUGUAGUGAUGCCUCUAGUACUGAAAUGCAGUGCCUUAGACCGCUGCGCCCCCGUUUUAUUCUCAAAUUGAUUAAAUACAUUAUUUUCCUUAUCAAUCUACACACAAUACCCCAUAAUGACAAAGCGAAAAAAGGUUUUUAGAAAUCUUUGCAAAUGGAUAAAAUAAACAACAACAUAAGUAUUCAGACCUUUUGCUAUGAGACUCGAAAUUGAGCUCAGGUGCAUCCUGUUUCCAUUGAUCAUCCUUGAUAGGGACAUGAAAAUAGCUGUGCAGCGAUGCUCCCCAUCCAACCUGACAGAGCUUGAGAUGAUCUACAGAGAAGAAUUGGAGAAACUCCCCAAAUACAGGUGUGCCAAGCUCAUAGUGUCAUAUCCAAGAACCCUUGAGGCUGUAAUCGCUGCCAAAGGUUCUUCAACAAAGUACCGAGUAAAGGGCCUGAACACUUAUGUAAAUGUGAUAUUUCCUUCUUUUUUUAUAUACAAAUUUGCAAACAUUUCUAAAAAACUGUUUUUGCUUUGUCAUUACGAGUUAUUGUCUGAAAAAAAAGAAGAAUUUUAGAAUAACGCUGUAACGUAACAAAAUGUGGAAAAAGUCAAGAGGUCUGAACACUUUCCGAAUACACUAUAUUAAAAGCAAUUUUCCCACGUUAGUGAAGACUGCAUUCAUGAUAAAUGCUUGAUAUGUCGGCUCAAUCAAAAAUGAAGUGUUAAUGGCGCUAUAAAGCGGAUCUUUCACAGCCCACAUUGAAUCCAGGCCUCAAACAUUCAUCAAGAGACUGUUAUGCUGAGGAAUGUGUCUUUAGUUGUUUGAUAUACAAUCUUAAUUCAUGACAUUAAAUGCUUAUUUACUAAAAC